AUGGAGACUGACAAGCGCCAAUCGCUACUGGCCGUUCAACCGGACGAAGAGGUGUUUCCCUUCGACCAUCUGUUGUACACGCCGAAGCACACCGGCCUUCGCCACAGACGCGAACCGCAGCACGUUUCCGGCGUACGGGGGUGCCUGCGACGGUGGCGCAAUGGCGUGCUGACGUCUGACUGGCUAUACCUCACCCUGCUUGGACUGUCGAUGGGCGUCUUC
Molecule: messenger RNA, 222 nt
Organism: Soboliphyme baturini
Lineage: Eukaryota; Metazoa; Nematoda; Enoplea; Dioctophymatida; Soboliphymatidae
Source: the annotation of a GenBank genome assembly